UUUUGGUUUUCGACUGCGGUGAUGACACAAGCAAUUCACUGCUGAAUUUCGCUUUUAAAACGAUUAAAGUUAAUUUUAAACCAUCAAGAAUUUCAAAAAUCUUAUUUAAUUAAAUUUAACUUUGAAUUAUUCCAAAAAUGGCCAGGGACAAAGGUAAAACAGAGAAAUCGCACAGCGAAGUCCUGGAGGAGCAACAGCGGAGUCUGGCUGCCAUCACCGAAAUCGUGACCGAAUUGGCCCAGGCGCAGAGGGAGGGCCGCGACGUCCAGUUGAACAGGCUGAAAACCAAAAUUGCCUCUAAGCAUGGUCUGCAAAACUCGCCUCGGCUCACGGAAAUCAUUGCCGCCGUGCCUCCAGAGCUGAAGAAGCUGCUCCUGCCCAAACUCAAGGCUAAGCCUGUCCGAACUGCCAGCGGAAUUGCUGUUGUGGCUGUGAUGUGCAAGCCCCACCGUUGUCCUCACGUCAGCCUUACGGGAAAUGUCUGCGUUUACUGCCCUGGUGGCCCAGACUCUGAUUUUGAGUAUUCAACUCAGUCCUACACCGGCUACGAACCUACAUCGAUGCGAGCGAUCAGAGCCAGAUAUGACCCAUAUUUGCAGACCAGACACAGGGUGCAACAGUUGGAGCAACUGGGCCACUCUGUGGACAAAGUCGAGUUUAUUGUCAUGGGAGGAACAUUCAUGAGUAUGCCUGAAGACUACAGAGACUACUUCAUUAGAAAUCUCCAUGAUGCCUUGUCAGGGCAUAGAAGUUCAUCUGUAGACGAAGCAGUAAUGUACAGUGAGAGGAGUCGUGUAAAGUGCAUUGGGCUAACAAUCGAGACGCGGCCCGACUACUGCCUGAAGAAGCACCUGUCCGACAUGCUAAAGUACGGCUGCACCAGACUGGAAGUGGGCGUGCAGUCUGUGUACGAGGACGUGGCCCGCGACACCAACAGAGGCCACACGGUGAGAGCAGUGAGCGAGUCUUUCCAACUGGCCAAAGAUUCUGGCUUCAAGGUCGUGUCGCACAUGAUGCCCGACUUGCCCAACGUCGAUUCUGAGAGGGACCUUUUGCAGUUCCAAGAGUUUUUUGAAAACCCGGCAUUCAGAGCUGAUGGCCUGAAAAUUUACCCGACCCUAGUGAUCAGAGGGACUGGCUUGUAUGAGCUGUGGCGAACUGGCCGGUACCGUAGCAUGCCGCCAAGUGGACUGGUCCAGUUGGUGGCAGAUAUUUUGGCUAUGGUACCCCCGUGGACCAGGAUUUACAGGGUGCAGCGAGACAUUCCAAUGCCGCUUGUGACGUCAGGCGUAGAGCAUGGAAAUUUGAGAGAGCUGUGCCUGGCUCGAUUGCAAGAGCAGGGACUCAGCUGCAGGGACGUAAGGACAAGAGAGGUUGGCAUUACUGAAAUCCACAGAAAAGUUCGUCCAUAUCAGGUUGAACUUGUAAGACGUGACUACAUGGCUAACGGCGGCUGGGAGACGUUUCUCGCCUACGAGGACCCUGAGCAAGACAUCCUGGUAGGGCUGCUGCGGCUUCGCAAGUGCACAGGGCAAGCCUUCCGGCCAGAGCUAAAGGGCGGCGUUUCCAUCGUUCGAGAGCUGCACGUUUACGGCUCCGUGGUGCCAGUCUCUGCAAGGGACCCUACCAAGUUCCAGCACCAAGGAUUUGGAGCCCUACUUAUGGAGGAAGCUGAAAGGAUCGCUCGGGAAGAACAUGGGGCUAAGAAAUUGGCCGUGAUUUCUGGCGUAGGAACUAGAAAUUAUUACAGGAAAAUCGGGUACUCGCUCGAUGGACCUUACAUGUCCAAGAUUCUUGUUUAAUAAUUGCUGACGAUUCAAUACAAAUAUUUUAUGCUGUAUAAUAAAAAUAA
Cloeon dipterum is the source of this 1852-nucleotide messenger RNA. It is a transcript of the gene Elp3, whose product is annotated as elongator complex protein 3. The record is from RefSeq and is a predicted model, not a curated record. Gene Ontology annotation, biological process: tRNA wobble base 5-methoxycarbonylmethyl-2-thiouridinylation. Gene Ontology annotation, cellular component: elongator holoenzyme complex; nucleus; cytoplasm. Gene Ontology annotation, molecular function: iron-sulfur cluster binding; acyltransferase activity, transferring groups other than amino-acyl groups. Bases 138 to 1802 code for a protein of 554 amino acids. The transcript has 8 exons. Lineage: Eukaryota; Metazoa; Arthropoda; Insecta; Ephemeroptera; Baetidae.